Messenger RNA from Lactuca saligna, 2067 nucleotides. The record is from the annotation of a GenBank genome assembly. Lineage: Eukaryota; Viridiplantae; Streptophyta; Magnoliopsida; Asterales; Asteraceae.
CUCAACCCGUUUAAAGUAAACCAGUUGAAAACUUCAAAUAAACCUACUAAUUUGUAAUCGUUUUUGUGUGCGGACGGACAAAAUGUUAAUUUAUUUCGAAAAAAUAGGGUUAUUUUGUAUUUUGUCUUCUAAGUUAAGUGGGUGUAAAUCUGUAAUCGUUUUGGAGAAAGGCGGGAACUAAACUGGUUUGGUGGGACUGUGUGCCUAAAGAUUGCAUAUUAGGUGUUCGAAACCAACAAGACUGUAACCAACAAAAUCUGAUUUUACAACUCCUUCCUUCCUUUCACACACAUUACUACUACUGUGUGUGAGAUAGACAAUUCAUAAUUCAAUGGAGAGCAACGCAGAAUCGCCGCUUAUUACCUCAAAAGAUGGCCAACAGAACGCUCACAUCAACGGAGACGUCGAAGAUGUCCCUCCGAUCAACGGAAUAAACGAUUUCUUUGUCCAAUUUGGCGUCGAAUCAAAGAAGCUCUGGUACCUUGCUGGCCCUGCAAUUUUCACCACCGUCUGUCAAUACUCACUCGGUGCAGUUACACAAACCUUCGCCGGUCAUGUAGGAACACUCGAUCUCGCAGCUGUCUCAAUCGAGAACUCAGUUAUUGCAGGUUUCUCUUUGGGAAUCAUGGUUGGAAUGGGGAGCGCAUUGGAGACUUUGUGCGGGCAAGCAUUUGGAGCAGGUCAGGUGGAUAUGUUAGGAAUAUAUAUGCAGAGAUCGUGGGUUAUCCUCUUCGUAACUGGUCUCAUUAUGAUGUUCCUCUACAUCUUUGCAACUCCGUUACUUCUCUUGAUCGGACAAACAGAAGAUAUAUCUCACGCAGCAGGGAAGAUGGCGCUAUGGAUGAUUCCACAGCUUUAUGCGUACGCCUUCAACUACCCAAUCGCUAAGUUUCUUCAAGCUCAGAGUAAGAUAAUGGUGAUGGCUUACAUAUCUGCGGUGGCGUUGGUGCUGCAUACGUUUUUUAGCUGGUUGUUGAUGUUGAAGUUGGGAUGGGGGUUAUGGGGAGGAGCUAUAGUGCUCAACCUUUCAUGGUGGUUCAUGGUGAUUGCUCAGAUGAUGUAUAUUUUGAGUGGGACUUGUGGUCGAGCAUGGUCAGGGUUUAGUUGGGACGCUUUUAGUAAUCUAUGGGCCUUCGUUAAACUUUCCUUUGCAUCAGCUAUCAUGCUUUGCUUGGAAACAUGGUAUUUUAUGGCGUUGGUGCUUUUUGCUGGAUACCUGAAGAAUGCCGAAAUUGCGGUGGAUGCACUCUCCAUAUGCACAAACAUUGUUGGUUGGGCAGUUAUGGUAGCACUCGGAUUCAAUGCAGCUAUUAGUGUAAGGGUGUCGAAUGAGUUAGGUGCGGCCCAUCCAAGAGCUGCAAAGUUGUCCGUUGUGGUGGUUAUUUUUUCUGCUUUUUUCAUCGGAGUUUUGUUGGCCAUAACUCUGGCCAUUUUCCGGCAUCAAUAUCCAGCCUUAUUUUCUGAUAAUUUAAAAGUUCAACAAGCUGUUUAUGCUCUUACUCCAUUGCUAGGGGGUUGCCUUAUCAUUAAUAAUAUUCAACCCGCACUUUCCGGGGUGGCAAUUGGGGCAGGAUGGCAAGCUGUGAUUGCUUACAUAAAUAUCGCAUGCUACUAUAUCUUUGGCGUUCCUUUGGGACUCACUCUGGGAUUUAUUGCCGAUUGGGGUGUAAAGGGUAUAUGGGUAGGCAUGUUGACUGGAACGGUGGUACAGACUUUGAUUUUAAUUUGGAUUUGCUACAGAACCAACUGGGAAAAAGAGGCAUUUUUGGCUGAAAGGAGGAUAAAAAAAUGGUCAGGUCAAAAAGAGGUGGAGGGAGAGCAAUAAAGUUCUCUUGUUUGAUGUUAGUUUGGAUUUGAAUAUUGUGCAAUUCCUUAUCUUCAUAAAAUCAUUUCACCAAAAUAGCAUCAAACUUGAUGACGGUUUUUAUCAAUCGUUUGUAAAAUUGUGUUUGGUUGGUGAACGGUGUUAUUAGGAUUUAAAUAAAUACUUAACAAACACGAUUCAUGUGAUGUGGAUUUAUACAAAAUAAUGUGAUGUGGAUUUAUACAAAAUAACAAGUUGGGGUU